Messenger RNA from Onychomys torridus (southern grasshopper mouse), 2302 nucleotides. It is a transcript of the gene Cfap53, whose product is annotated as cilia and flagella associated protein 53. The record is from RefSeq and is a predicted model, not a curated record. The transcript has 8 exons. Bases 428 to 1972 code for a protein of 514 amino acids. Lineage: Eukaryota; Metazoa; Chordata; Mammalia; Rodentia; Cricetidae.
GAUUAACUUCAAGGUAAUAGAAAAUUUAACCUUUCCACUCAUGGCCCACUAACCCUUCACAUGCUUUUAGGUGAAUUACAGGUGACAGCUAGCAAACUGGACUGUUUUGACCCUUCAGGUAGAGGUGUGCCCUGUCCGGUCCCAUUACUCCGCCCCCCAUCCAAUGGUGGGGUAUCUGGCAGGCCCUGGAGGAAGAGAAGGAGGUGGAGGUGUUCCUGCCAGGGACUGGGCAAUGGAUGGGCGGGGUGAUGACAGCAGAGUGCUCUUAUUUGCCAGUGACCAGGGACAACUUCCGCUUGACCCGCCCACCUUCACUAGCCGCUCGCAGGAGGGGUGGUUCACCAUGGCAACCGGCGUCUGCGUCUAGGAAGUAGACUCCGCUGGGCGUUGCGGUUCCCGGUCACCGCCACCCCAAGGAGACUUGAAGAUGUAUAGCCAGCGGUUUGGCACUGUCCCCAGGGAAUUUAAAGGCCCCACUCCCAAGGCGGUGAUCAUAAGGGCCAAGCCUCCCAAGGCUCAAAGGGCUGAGCAACAUCUGAAAAGAAUCCAGCGCAGCUACCACAAGUAUCACACUACUUUGGCGUCCAUCAAGUCCAAUGAGCAGGACCGCCUGAGAAGCGACUGGCUCCAGCACAAUGACCGCAAGUACUUUGACAGCCUCGUGCGAGCGAGAACCAAGGAUGCCAUGCAAGGCUUCAUCCUCAACACCGAAGAGAGGCGCAACAAGCUACGUGAACUUUUGGCAUCAGAAGAAAAUGAGUAUUUUACCGAAAUGCAAUUGAAAGGAGAAACCAUUGAAGAGAAAAAAGACAGAAUGAGAGAGAGAACCAAGUUUUUACGGGAGAAGAAGGAAAAAGAGAGGCAGGAUUUUGUAGCUGAAAAGUUAGAGCAGCAAUUCAGGGAACGCUGUGAGGAGCUCCGCAGUAAGCUGAUCAGCGUCCACGAGCUGAGGGUGGGCGAGGAACGGAAGGCCCAGGUGGCCUUCAACGAGGAGCUGAAGAGGCAAAACCUGGUGGAAGAGCAGCUGUACGCCAGGCUCUGGGAGGAAGACAGACUAGCCAAGGAGAAGCGAGAAGCUUCCGAGGAGAGGAGACAGAAAGCACUGGUGGAAGAUACACGCCUGGGGCUGGAUGCACAAGUCACCAGCAACCAGGCACAAAAGCAGGCUGCACAGCGGAUGAAGGAAGAGGAGGCCCGCCUCCUGGAGAAGAACAAUGCACAGGUUAAGCUAGAGAAGGAGCAAGAGAAGCUCCGGAAACAGAAGUCCAAACGGGAAACCAGGAACAGUUUGCAAAAGGCUGUGCAGGAGAAGCUGGAGUCUCUGCAGCAGGGGCACAGAGAGGAGCAGGACCUGAACAUGAAACUCGUGGGAAGGGCCCUUCAAGACUUGCAAGAGGAGGCAGAUAAGAAGAAGCAGAAGAGAGAAGACAUGGAAAGAGAACAGAAGAUAUACAAUGACUAUUUGAAGCAGCGACGAAUGGAAGAGAAAGCCCAAGAGAAAGAACUAGACAGAAUACUAGAGGACAUAAAGGCCAAGAAGCAGGCUGAGAAGGAUCAGGAGCUGGCCCUUGAAAGGGAGGCAAGGAAGCGACUCCAGAAUGAAGUCAUGUGUACAAGAAAACUCCAAGUUCAAGAAAAGAUGCAACGAAAACUCAAAGAACAAGAAGAAUUGGCUAUAGAACAAGAACGUAUAAAUGAAGGCCUGAAAGAACUUAACUGUGAAGAGAGGGAGAGUUUUGCCAGGCGCUGUGGUUUGGCUAAGGAGUAUAGGAAUCAACUUCGGAUGCAAAUUGCCUACCAGCAGCAGGCUCUAGAAGCGGAGAAGGAAGAGAAACGCCAGGAAUUUGAAGCAGGGAUGGCAGCAAACAAAGCCUGUCUGGACAGGAUCCAGGAGAUCCUCUCAGAGCAUCAAGCUCUGUCUCAGAAUGUCCACCCCAUGCGCAGGGCUUGCCCUGACAAGCUUCCAAGAUAGUGUAUUAAACAUCAAUGCACAGUUUCUGGGUCUUUCAGUGUUUUGUAACUACACCUUUUAGCUAAUGGAUAAACUCUUAUUCUCUGUGUUUGUAUACUUUAUUAGACAUAAUUACCAUCCUUCAAAUAAAUGUGUUUUUUGUUUAGAUACUAGUCAAUUCUUCAUUGCCAUGACAUUCCCAACUUAACGAGAGGAAAGACUGAUUUUAGCUUCUGGUUACGGAGUUUUCAGUACAGCUUGUCUGGUUUUACAGGAUGUGAAGUCCCUGUAUGGUACUGUACCAAAACCCUGGAGACAGGAAUUAGUAAAGGAAAUGGGCUUGCUUAUAGU